Messenger RNA from Paramacrobiotus metropolitanus, 1018 nucleotides. RefSeq lists its product as uncharacterized. NCBI's taxonomy places the organism in Eukaryota, Metazoa, Tardigrada, Eutardigrada, Parachela, Macrobiotidae. The transcript has 5 exons. The coding region runs from base 116 to 619 and encodes 167 amino acids. The record is from RefSeq and is a predicted model, not a curated record.
CAGAGACCAGUUAUUGAUGCGUACUGUAAUCGAGUGUUUCAAAAUGAUAAGAUCGGUAGUUAUUUAUUAAGUAUACUUAACUGUUCUGAGAAUACAUAACACUGCAACUGCAACCAUGCAGCAGGCUCCUCAAAAGGCUUCUCAGGCAAAUGUUACAUCGGCUGCCCACAAAAGGCAAAGUCGACCAAGCUUAGGAGUCCCGAAAGCACACAAAUCCGAACAUCAGCAUCAAAUUUCCACAACGGAGGGUUUGGAUUCGGUGCGGAGUGAGAUUGACGAAGCUCGGAAAACACUUGAAGAAGCCACCCAGUUUCUGCAUAAUACAACAAUGCUUUCCGGCGGAUUGAAUACGGCACCCACUGAUGGCAUAAAUUUCGAUGAACUGCGGAGUAAGCUCAGAAAUGAUCCAAAUGCUCCAAGCCACACGAUGCAGGGCAGCGUAAGCGGCGAUCUGGAACAAAUGCUGGAAGAAUUAUCAAAGGAAACCGGCGGAAACGAUCCCGACAUCCAGCAACUGCGAGACGUAUGGGACACUACGAAAUUUUUAAGUUAUCAAUUCGAAGCCGUUAAGAAAAAGGAUACUACAACGAGCAAUCCAAACAACGCAGAAACCAAAUGAACUGGGGCAAAGCAACCAAGUUACUCUAGUUCAAAUUUAAUCGCCCAAAUACGUCAAAGGCUAUCCCAACCAAAGAUCUGUCACUUUCUUAUACGAAUCAAAUAAGCCGACUGACCAAUAAGUCAAUACCCUCCGAUCCGGAUCAACUUCCCAAAGAAUUAGUUCUAUUCUGUAAAGCUGAGCAAGCUUGCUGGUCGGUUACUGCCUCCACGAUAAACUUUCACCAGACGCUCAAGAAGCAAUGGAUAGGGGCACAUAUCGCUCAAAAGUUUAUAGUACUCCAACGGGCUAUUUUUGUUGAUAAGAAAUCUGCAACAACAAAAACAAGCUUAUGCAUUAUGCCCGAAGUUUUCCGCCUCUGUAUUUCAACAGAAAGUGACGGAUCAACUUACACAUACC